UUCAAUUACAUCGGCAAUUCUACAAGUGGCAGCAUCCUAUUAGUAACAAACACACGUGGCGUAAGCUAAUGCGUCGUAGUGUUUAUAAUAGCUGGGGUUUGUUAAUUAUGGCGUCACGAGUGAUUUAAGAAGCAGCUGAAAAAUAAUAAACAAUGAGGGAAUGCCAACGUUUUAAAUUAUAUUUUUAAUUUGUGAAUUUUCAUCAGAGUCGGAUCUUGAUGCGACUGCUCAAACAGAGUCACCGGCGAUUACGAUGGCCGGAAACAACUCGGAAUCGAGUCUCUACCAGGUUUUGGUGGAGUGGUGUCAGAGGAUGGAGACGAGUCAAGCGAGACUAAGGGAGGAUGUUGAUGACUUAUUGCUUCAGGAGGAGAGUCGAACCGGUAAGGAAUCGGCGACGGGAUUGGAGACGGACACGGAGAAAGAGGCUGAGGUAGAGGUGGAAGCGGAGGCGGCGGAUUCCUGGGAUAAUCCGACGGCGACUUGGGAGAGAGCUGUUUCAGGAUUCUAUUUCGCUGAUAGUGCGUAUCGGACUUUGAUGGAUUCAAUGGGACACGCGAUUCAUGUAACAUCAGCUGCGUCUGGAGAAAUUACAUUCUGGAGUCGUUCUGCUGAGAAUCUGUACCAUUGGUAUGCUGAGGAAGUUGUUGGCUACAGAACUAUUGAUGUGCUUGUAACCGAAGAAUACCGUAAUUCCCUUACUGGUAUCAGGAAUAGGGUGUGCCGUGGAGAGACUUGGACUGGUCAGUUUCCGUUUCAGAAGAAAACUGGUGAACUAUUUAUGGCUUUGGUGACUAAAAGCCCUGUGUAUGAAAACGGUGAGCUGGUUGGUGUUGUUACUGUCUCGAGCGAUGCAACCCUUUUCAAUAGGAUGCAUCCACUAAGUAAUGAGCAUCAACAACAAGCUCGUAGUAAUAAUAGACAUGAAUCAAACUUGAGAAAACAUCAGUGGCACCUCCCGAGGCCUCAGAUCGCUGCAGCAUCACAGGUUCCAGUUGUCCCACAAUAUUCAUCAGCUGUUGCUUCAAACCUGGCGUCGAAGCUUCUACCACAGAGAAAUGGAGAUGAUUCCUUCAAUGGAAAUCAUAAUUCGAGGAGCCGAGAUGAAAAUGUUCCGGUUGUUGCCUCCACAACUUUCGAGAAGUAUGGCUCACUGGCGGAUAAGUUUUUGGGGAAGCUGCAAAGGAAGAUUACUGGCAGCCAAGGAACCGAAGAUAAUGAGCCUAUCUUAAGAAACGGUAUCAAUAAGUCAGCAUGUGGCAGUGGAGGUAGUUCUAAGGCUUCUAAUGCAGUUACCUGCACGGCUUUCAGAGACAAUGGCAAUGGAAAACCAAAAAGGGCUGAAGUUAGAAUUUCAGAUGUCUAUGGAAAUGGAGCUGAGGGUUUGAUACAUAAUGGAGAUCGCUUUCAGUAUAUUGGGAACCUGGGACAAAGUAAACCUCCCAGAGGACUAGAGAGUGGUUUGGUGUCUGGCAUGCGGGGAACAAAAAUGUCGGACCUAAAUGGUGAGAUAGAAGAUGCUUGGAAUACUCGUCUUAGUGUUGAUCCCUUGCCAAUUCUAGGAGUCAACAGCGGUAGGCAACAAAGUCCUGUCAACCAAAGGAAUAAUAGAUUAGUUACUGAUUCGUCAUGUGAGAUACGAUGGGAAGAUCUACAACUUGGGGAGGAGGUCGGAAGAGGUUCAUUUGCUGCGGUUCAUCGUGGAGUUUGGAAUGGAUCGGAUGUUGCUAUUAAGGUUUACUUCGAUGGUGAUUACAAUGCGAUGACUUUGACGGAGUGCAAAAAGGAGAUCAACAUUAUGAAGAAACUGAGACAUCCGAAUGUGCUACUAUUUAUGGGAGCAGUAUGUACAGAAGAAAAAUCUGCCAUAAUCAUGGAAUAUAUGCCAAGAGGGAGUCUCUUCAAAAUACUUCAUAAUACGAAUCAGCCAUUGGACAAGAAACGCCGUUUAAGAAUGGCCCUUGAUGUUGCUAGGGGAAUGAAUUACUUACACCGCAGAAAUCCGCCAAUUGUACAUAGAGACUUGAAAUCUUCCAAUCUACUCGUGGACAAGAACUGGAAUGUCAAGGUUGGAGACUUUGGGUUAUCAAAGUGGAAGAACGCAACCUUCUUGAGUACUAAAUCCGGGAAAGGAACUCCGCAGUGGAUGGCUCCUGAAGUUCUCAGAAGUGAACCUUCGAAUGAGAAGUGUGAUGUGUUCAGCUUUGGAGUCAUCUUAUGGGAGCUAAUGACUACGUUAGUACCAUGGGACCGUUUGAACUCUAUUCAGGUUGUUGGAGUUGUUGGUUUCAUGGAUCGACGAUUAGACUUACCUGAAGGAUUAAAUCCCCGGAUCGCAUCCAUAAUACAGGAUUGUUGGCAAACUGAUCCAGCAAAACGACCGUCGUUCGAGGAAUUAAUUAGUCAGAUGAUGAGCCUGUUCCGCAAACCAGGGUCAGGUGCGCAAGAAGAAGACGAUUGAGAAGGUAAACAGUACAUGGUUAAAGGAUAGUUCACAAAGCAAAGGACGUGAAAAGAAAACGAAAGCAUCGUCCUGAUCACUUACUAUACAAAUGUUUCAUUGUGUUAUACCAAACUACUAUUUAUGUUUUCAUUGAAAGAAAGAAAGCAAAAAUAGCUAAAUCAAAGUAAUAUACAGUAGAAUCUUAGGUUAGUUUAGUUAAACUAUGCAUUAUAUAAACUGUUGUCGGUUUAUGAGCUAAGUUGUAAAAUGGGAUCUAAAAAGGCAGAGGCGCAGAGGCCAGAGGAGGACUCAGAUGUAAUUUAAGAAGUAAAAGGGUGAAAAAGAGAAAUACGAGAAAAACUGUGAGAUUGAUGGUGUCUUGUAGUGAAUUGUAAUGUAGUUGGUUUUGGUUUGAUGGGGUAAGAGAAGGAGGAGUGACAAUUCGUAGGCAUUGCUUCUUUUGCUUUAAUAUUCUCUUAUUACAGCUUCCCAUCACUGCGUCGUCUGUAGCUUCUCAGCACCUAAUUAUAAGAGAGAGUCAGAACCCUAAAUAAAACUUUUUUUUCAAUCCUUAUUCGUAAUUCCACAUUACAGCAUCUUGAAAUUGACGCAGUCACAAAAGCAUAAUUAAAAAAAAAAGGAUACAAAGAUGGGUCUAUUAUACCGAGUAUG
Molecule: messenger RNA, 3115 nt
Organism: Arabidopsis thaliana (thale cress)
Lineage: Eukaryota; Viridiplantae; Streptophyta; Magnoliopsida; Brassicales; Brassicaceae
Product: PAS domain-containing protein tyrosine kinase family protein
Exons: 14
Coding region: 254-2461 (735 amino acids)
Biological process (GO): regulation of DNA-templated transcription
Cellular component (GO): membrane
Molecular function (GO): protein serine/threonine kinase activity; ATP binding; protein kinase activity
Source: RefSeq, marked reviewed